Messenger RNA from Spirometra erinaceieuropaei, 684 nucleotides. NCBI's taxonomy places the organism in Eukaryota, Metazoa, Platyhelminthes, Cestoda, Diphyllobothriidea, Diphyllobothriidae. The record is from the annotation of a GenBank genome assembly.
AUGCCUUCGCCUCGGCGCCAGCUACCUUUCCCCAUUCUUGCCAUCUUCGUUUUAUGCCUCAAGUCCGACCUUGUCCGCGGCAGCGAGUGUGCGCUGGGUUAUAACAAAUCAAGCACCGGCUCCUGUUACCGAAUCCUGACAGCUGGCAAGGAUUUCUGUUCUGCCGCCAGUUACUGUCUGCUGGAGCAGGGUAUGCGUCUGAAGCAUCGCGUCUCUCUGCCCGUGGGGGACAUCUCAGGUCUCCUUGCGAGCCUCCACCUCCCCACCCAGUCCUGGGUCGGAGCAGUUACGGUGGGCACGAGGGAGGCGGAGCUGCAGAAUCUCUCCGUUCAACUCAUUUUUCCCCGUGCACGUGGCAGCCCCCUGCCCGAUCACAUACUGACGAAGCUACCGCCGUCCCCACCGACGGUGGGCCAGUGUCUUGCAGCCAGUGACGCCGUCACCUUCCGUCUGGUUGACUGCAGCAUCCAACUGCCCUUCCUGUGCGAGUAUGAGCCUGACGGUGGGGUGGAGGUGUAUGGAGGCGGUGGGGAGGUGAACAGUCAACCGCCAGUCGUAAAUGCGCGCUUUGACAGAGACUUCCCACUUCCGGUUGGUGAGUCGAGUGACAGCAGAGAUGCCCACCUGAGCUGUCUGCAGAGGGCGACAGGUCGACACUCACGGUAUUCCUGUGCUGCGGAGUAA